Messenger RNA from Hymenoscyphus albidus, 1415 nucleotides. The record is from the annotation of a GenBank genome assembly. NCBI's taxonomy places the organism in Eukaryota, Fungi, Ascomycota, Leotiomycetes, Helotiales, Helotiaceae.
AUGGAUUUGAUACGUUUGGGAGCCUCGAAAACGUGCCUGUCUACGGCGUAGAAGGCUGAUAAUCUCUAUCCAGAAAUGAGAUAGAUCAGUUGCUACAUGCUGUCAUACCUCAAUCAUUUCAAAUUAUAUUCAGCAUAUAUACCCCUAAGUGUUCUCGUAUCUUUUCGCUCAUAACUGCUCAAUAUUGCACUGUUUCUCCAUAUUUACUAUACCUUGUUUUCUUCUUUAGCGAAUUGUAUUUUGGUUCAUAUCCUCCUUAAUAUCUAUCAUAACUCUUCUACAAUAACCUCUACCCUCAGAAUGUCCGACGACAGCACACAUAAAUUCCGGUUAUGGAAGUAAGAGUAGUCCACUUCAGUACUCAACACCCAUAUACUGAUUCUAUCGUAGAUAUGAACCCUCGGUGGCAGCCGCAGCAAUUUUCAUGGUUCUCUUUAUCGGAACCACAUUCUUCCAUGUCUAUCAAAUGAUCAGAAAGCGCUCUCUCUUUUUCGUACCUUUGGUCAUCGGAGGUGUCUGUACGUACCAAUCAGUAAUCAUAAUCACGCAUGUAGUAAUCCAACACUUCCAUCAGUCGAAUUUCUUGGAUACCUUGGCCGAAUAUUAGCCCACAACAACCAAACCAGUCUCUCUUUCUACAUCAUGCAAACCUUACUCCUCCUCGUUGCGCCGGCUCUCUUCGCAGCCAGUAUCUACAUGAUUCUAGGUCGGAUGAUAGCGCACACAAAGGCCGAGAGUCUUGCACCAAUUCGACGAACCUGGCUUACAAAGAUAUUCGUUCUUGGAGAUGUCUUUUCAUUCCUUGUCCAGGCUGGAGGUUAGAAUAUAUCAAUCCACCCUCCCCCAAUGAUUACCACUAACACAAGUAUAGGAGGAGGACUACUUGCCCAAGCAAGCAGUCAAAAUACCGGGAAAAAAAUCGUCAUCGCCGGCCUCUUUAUCCAAAUCGUCAUGUUCGGCGUCUUCAUGAUAACCAGUGGGAUAUUACACCGCCGACUUUCCUCCACUCCAACGAACGCCUCCCUAUCGACACCUUGGAGAAAAUACAUGUAUUCUCUGUACUUUGCUAGCGCAUUGAUUCUAGUUCGGUCUAUCUUCCGUGUUGCGGAGUUCUUGGGCGGGCAGACGGGGACGUUGAUGACUCACGAGGUUUACCUCUAUAUCUUUGAUGGGGUUCUGAUGUUUGGUACUAUGAUUGUUUUCAAUGUCGUUCAUCUAGGCAAUCUUAUUGGGUCGAAGCAAUUGGCUGAUGAGACGGAGUUGAAUGAUGGGUCGGAUUCUUGAUAACGGACAGAGAUACUUUCAGGGAGGAUUGUUGGUUAAUGAUGGGAUAAAUGAUUUAGACGGCAUUGUGUUUGGAAUUAUUGGAGACCAUCGGUCAUAUCGAAACUUGGGGGGUUCUGUUUUAUUUUGGC